AUGAAUGUGACAUCGGUUGUAAGAGACCAGUGGCUGAAUGAAAUUCAAUUUGGAAAUAUUGGAGCAGCUUUGUUCAUUAUAACGUAUAUCGGAUGUUAUGGAUUAGGAAUAAUAUGUUUUUUCGGACAGCAACUGAACGAAAUCCAACGGCAACGAUCUGAACUACCAGCGACGUUCUUAAAAACACUCUGGGAUGUGCCGAGUAAAAAUAAACUCUACGAAGAAUUAUCGGAUAUAGAUCGUUUGAAACGGAUAUUUUACUGUUAUUUCAAUGACCAUGAAUCAUUUACGACGAUAAACAAUAACGAACUUCAAUCACUGGCUGAAGAACGUGCUUAUGCCUGUGCAGUAAAAUACCGGCAAAAGAUUCGACGUUUACAUUUGUCUCAUACUGAUUAUUACUCGGAUACGAUUCCACGUUUAUCCGUUAGUGAAAAUGAAUUUCAAGAGCAGAUUUUCAGAUCAUUAACAUUAUUGGGACGAAUGAAAACGAAGCAAAAUGAAGACCAGGAAUAUCAAUGUUUAUCAGUAUCUGUUGUAUAG
Molecule: messenger RNA, 543 nt
Organism: Adineta ricciae
Lineage: Eukaryota; Metazoa; Rotifera; Eurotatoria; Adinetida; Adinetidae
Source: the annotation of a GenBank genome assembly